This is a messenger RNA of Effrenium voratum, 939 nucleotides long. The record is from the annotation of a GenBank genome assembly. NCBI's taxonomy places the organism in Eukaryota, Dinophyceae, Suessiales, Symbiodiniaceae.
AGCGCAGCUGCGUGUAGCGAUCUCGAGCAUCCUGUUCGCUUGUCAUGAAGGCCACACUCCUUGUGCUUAUUUCUGCUUGGGCGGCAAAUGCAAGCGACAUCGCGGAGCCGCAGCCGCUGGCCUCUAUGGCCCGCAGGCUGCAGCUGUCAUUCAACUCGACUUGCUUGAGCUUGUGCCCUGGCCUGGGCACCUUUACCACUGACUUGGUGAACUUCUCCAUGCAGAUGAGCAAUGCAGGCGACAAUACGCUUGACAUGAUGGGCGGCAUGUUCGAUGUGCUGUGCUCUCACCAGCCUGCCAUGACUUGCAUGUCCACUCAGUGCGACACACCCGCGGAACUCGGGCCAAUGUUGCCGAUGAUGGGCUGCAUUUGCACCGACUGCCCUUCCUUCAAGAACGUCUAUUCGAACCUGGCCUCGGUGAUGACCACUAUGCUCUCGUCGAUGACGGGGGGGGCCGCCAAUGUGACGGCCGUGAUGGAAGCGAUAUGUCCCAUUGUUGGGCCUAUGGAGUGCGUGAGCAGCAGCAGCGUCUGUUCGGAGGCACUUUCCCAGCAAGGCGGCACGGUGGCCUUCACGGGCAUGACCGCCAUGAAGGACAACUGCACCGCGAGCGGCUACAGCACAGGCACCAACGACCUCGCCACGACCACGACCAUGGCGGAGGUCUCCGCAGCUUUGGCAGUGCCGGGGUUUGCGGGCAUUGUUGGGAUUGCAGGCAUGCUCAUUGUGUUCUGAGCCACGGGCUGAUGGCAAGCUUGACGCACGCCCGGCUUGGCCUCACCGUACCCACGAUUGUCCAAAUUCGCACUUCGACGUCUUUUCCAAAGUUUCGUUUGGCAGCAGUGUUCGAAGCCUGUUCCAAGGAUAGCGGUGGGAACGUGUGCCAUCACUUAGCCUUUGCCUUCUUCCACUUGUGGGUUCCAACAAGGAGACUCCC